AUGGCUACAGCAGAUCGGUCACUCGGUAUGUCUCGUAAGCAGUCUCUGGAGCUAAAGACUGCCGAAAUUGACGACCUCAACAUCAUUCACGUCGCCGGCACCAAGGGCAAAGGCAGCACCUGCGCAUUCAUCGAAUCUUUUCUCCGGGCUUACGGAGAAAGAACCGGAUGGCCAGCCAAGACAGGUCUAUACACUUCACCACAUCUCAUCUACCCUGAGGAGAGGAUUCGUAUCAACUUCAAACCCAUCAAUAGAGACCUCUUCGCAAUGUACUUCUUUGAAGUGUGGGGUAUCCUGUCUCAAGAGCCUGAGAGGUUACCUCGCUAUCUCCAGCUCCUCGCCUUAGUAUCGUUCCACGCGUUUAUCAAAGAAGGCGUAGAGGCAGCAGUACUCGAGACUCACCACGGAGGCGAAUAUGAUGCUACGAACGUGAUAGAACAUCCUGUCGCAACCGUGAUAACCGCCCUUGGCAUGGACCACGUCCAGCAGUUAGGACCCACUAUCGAAGACAUCGCCUGGCAUAAAUCAGGAAUCUUCAAGCGCGGGGCCUAUGCUUUCUCGUCCCCCCAGGAACCCUCCGCUGCUGAUAUUCUCCGGAAUCGCGCAUCGGAGAAAGGCAUCAACAUCCACUCUAUCGGAAACGAUCCGGACCUUCCAAUAGACAUGCCGCAGUUGAAGCCAGAUGUUCAGCGUACGAAUUGUUCGGUUGCGCUUGCUGCUGUACGCUGUUUUCUCGGAUAUAGAGCUCCCAAAGACCUUCCGUUAUUAUCAGAUGUGGAUGUUUCGCAGGCUAUAAGCCAAUUCUCAUGGCCUGGGCGCUUUCAAAUCAUUGUCGAUGGGGUGUUAAGCUGGUUUCUGGACGGUGCGCACAACGAGAUGAGCGUUAGCAAAGCAGCGGAAUGGUUCAUCGAGAACUCCCAGGGAGAGAAUGCAUCUCCCGUACGCAUCUUGGUCUUCAGCCAAAUAUCGAAACAAAGAGAUGCGAAACUAGUCCUCGAACGACUGGCCGCUGCCCUCAGCCCUAUUCACAUCGAUCAUGUCAUCUUCACUCUUUACGAUCCACAGCAGGACUUGGACUCUCCAGCAGCUGUGGUUGAUGAGUCGGAAGAUGCUUUGCAACAGGCGUUCGGCGAGAUAUGGUCGAGAUACCACCAGGAUAGCCGCAUAGUUUACGAACUAAGCGUAGAGAAGGCUUUGGAUGCUGCUAGAGAGCUAGGGACGGAAGCUGGUGGCAUGCAGACUCUCAUCACUGGAAGCCAACAUCUAGUCGGUAGCGCACUAUUCUCGAUAAACAGAUGUGCGUCAACGAGAGACCGUCAAUCCUCUCAACGCUCACCGUAA
Molecule: messenger RNA, 1341 nt
Organism: Alternaria ethzedia
Lineage: Eukaryota; Fungi; Ascomycota; Dothideomycetes; Pleosporales; Pleosporaceae
Exons: 4
Coding region: 1-1341 (446 amino acids)
Biological process (GO): tetrahydrofolylpolyglutamate biosynthetic process
Cellular component (GO): cytoplasm; cytosol; mitochondrion
Molecular function (GO): tetrahydrofolylpolyglutamate synthase activity; ATP binding
Source: RefSeq, a predicted model, not a curated record